UUGAAUGCACGGAACACAAGAUCACCGUUUUUUGACCUUUUAUCGAAUUUCCCUUAAAACUCGUCACCCGACACCACGAUAUUCAUAUUCCUAUUCUCCACACGCGUCCAACCACGUGCCAGGUUUUAUCGCCUCCUCUCUUCUUUCUCUCAACCCAAAUCAUUCAUUUCUCACCGGUCCAACAACAAUGGCUUCCAAACCCACUUCCUCCUCCACUCUGUACUUCCAAGACAUGGACGAGCUCCAUAAGGUUUUCAACCAGUUCGACUCCAACGGAGACGGCAAGAUCUCCGUUGCUGAGCUCGGCAAUGUUCUCAAAUCCAUGGGCUCUUCGUACACCACCGUAGAGCUCGAACGCGUGAUGGACGAAGUCGACACCGAUAAGGAUGGUUUCAUCAAUCUCCAGGAGUUCGCUCAGCUCUGCCGCUCCUCCUCCGGCGCCGCCGCUGACUCUGAGUUGAAAGAAGCUUUCGAUCUGUAUGACCAGAAUAAAAAUGGACAGAUCUCGUCUGCUGAGUUGCACCAAGUGUUGAAUCGCUUGGGGAUGCAGUGUUCUAAGGAGGAUUGCGAGAGGAUGAUCGGAAGUGUUGAUUCUGAUGGAGAUGGAUGUGUGAAUUUUGAAGAGUUUCAGAAGAUGAUGGCUACUACUAUCAACAAUGAAACCGCCACUGCUCGAGCUGCUGAUGGGGUUCAAAACGACGCGUAGUUUUCUUCGGUUUCCAUCUGGUACUUUUCUCGAUUUUGGAAUUUGAUUUGAUGUGUAAAUUUUGGACCAUGUUCUGAUAAUCUAAUAUUCGGAUAAUUUUAUGUUUUCUAA
This is a messenger RNA of Manihot esculenta (cassava), 817 nucleotides long. RefSeq names its product probable calcium-binding protein CML26. The coding region runs from base 5 to 706 and encodes 233 amino acids. The transcript has a single exon. Gene Ontology annotation, molecular function: calcium ion binding. NCBI's taxonomy places the organism in Eukaryota, Viridiplantae, Streptophyta, Magnoliopsida, Malpighiales, Euphorbiaceae. The record is from RefSeq and is a predicted model, not a curated record.